Messenger RNA from Amphiprion ocellaris (clown anemonefish), 6294 nucleotides. RefSeq names its product phospholipid phosphatase related 2a (gene plppr2a). Gene Ontology annotation, molecular function: phosphatidate phosphatase activity. The record is from RefSeq and is a predicted model, not a curated record. The coding region runs from base 504 to 1511 and encodes 335 amino acids. NCBI's taxonomy places the organism in Eukaryota, Metazoa, Chordata, Actinopteri, Pomacentridae. The transcript is spliced from 8 exons. Gene Ontology annotation, biological process: signal transduction; phospholipid dephosphorylation; phospholipid metabolic process.
UGCAUGCCCUCCCUUCCUCUCUCUCUCGAUCACUGUCUCUCACACACAUGUUCUUGCACUCUCUCCUCUGUGUCUCCUCAGCGGACCAGCGGAGCACAGGAGGUGAUUUCAGCCACUUGAUUUAUUAGUCGUUGCUGGUUGUUGGAACAAGCUAAUUAAAAGGAGGGUGAGUGUGAUUGUGUGCAUGUGUGGAAGGUUUGGAGAGAGAGACGCUGCCGCCGCCGCCGCCGCCGUCUCUUCGUCUGCUCUCUCACGCUUCACAGUGGACCAGGAGGCAGCAGGGGAGAGGAGAGGCAAGAGAAGAAGAAGAGGAGGAAGAGGAAGAGACAGGCAGCUGGGUGGAAGGAGAUUUUCGCACCACUUUGCCAUCAUUUCUUCUGGCAUGGCCACCGCAUAGGAAUCUGGUGCCGUGGCAACCGUCAGCUUGGCAACGAGGUAUCCAAGGAUAAGGAUACAGAAAGCUGGGCCGGUUCAAAGGGACGCUUGAAGAAACGGAGAGAGGGAUGGCAUCGGAGGAGAAGCCGGGCAUGAAGAGCAGCAGCUCCAUCGUCCCCUGCUUCCUGUUUGUGGAGCUGGUGAUCAUGGCUGGGACGGUGCUGCUGGCUUACUACUUUGAGUACACGGACACCUUUCCCGUGCACAUCCAGGGUUUCUUCUGCUACGACAAGACCUUCUCUAAGCCCUACCCCGGUCCGGACGACACCAGCAAGAUCCCCCCGGUGCUCAUCUACUCGCUCGUCACAGCCAUCCCCACCCUCACGAUUCUUAUUGGAGAGCUGUGUGCCUUCUUCACCAAGGCAGAGGGAACCCAGGAGAAGACCAUAGUCACUGCAGACUGCUGCUACUUCAACCCCCUCCUGAGGCGCAUAAUUCGCUUCCUAGGGGUCUAUGCCUUUGGCCUGUUCACCACCACCAUUUUCGCCAACGCCGGUCAGGUGGUAACGGGAAACCAGACGCCUCACUUCCUGUCUGCCUGCCGACCAAACUACACAGCGUUAGGCUGCCAGUCCACCAUGCAGUACAUCACAGAGCGCCGCGCCUGCACAGGCAACCCGCUGAUUGUCAUGUCUGCACGUAAAUCCUUUCCGUCUAAGGAUGCAGCGCUCAGCAUCUACUCGGCGGUGUACACAGUGAUGUAUGUGACGCUGGUGUUUAAGACCAAAGGCACGCGGCUCACCAAGCCCACCAUCAGCCUCACCCUGCUCUGCCUGGCCAUGCUGGUCGGUGUGGUCAGGGUGGCCGAGUACCGCAACCACUGGGCCGACGUUCUGGCAGGAUUCUUCACUGGAGGAGCCAUCGCUGUGUUUCUGGUGACUUGUGUGAUUAAUAACUUCCAGCAGCUGCAGCCCAGUCCUCCCCCACCGCGACCCCAGCGCCCGGAGUCGGUGCUGGGCAUGCCGAUGGUGACACUGCCCUGCGUGGAGAGUCCACUCGAAAAGUUAAGUGGCCCUCAGCAUCCUGCACUCUCCUCCUCCUCCCCACCUUACAACACCUACGUCCAACCAUUCUAACCGGCUUUGACUCUUUUUCCCUCCGCCAUCUCCGCCAUCCGUUGCCUUAUUUCUGUUCGUACAUCUGUUCUCUCUCCUCUCUCCCCCCCUCGUCCAUCCUGUGCAUUGCUCUUGAUUAUUCUUUUCUUCACUUUUCUCUCUCUCCUCCCUUCGCCUCCUCUCUGCCCCGUCCUCCUCCUCUUCUCUCUCUCUCUUUCUCACUCCUCUCUUUCCCCUGCAGACUCCGCGGGGAUCUCCGUUCACCGAGAUCACAUGACCAUCAGCCCUAUCGGUUCCCCGCCACCCCCGAUGUCCUCAUACCGUCUCGCUCCAUUUCCAGCGAAGUCUAGACCAGCCGGAGCAGCAGCAGCAGCAGCAGCAUUCGCCGCACUGCGCCGCCCAUCCGGCCGGGCGGUACGCAACGCUGCACCGCUCGUAUUCCACGCAGGUCUAGACCUCCCACAAUGCAGCGCGCACGCCACCCUGUUGAACCUCUCAAAACCCCGGGGAACCGAUAGGCAAACAAGACUUUCUCUUUGCUGGACGCCCAGCGAAGUCAAACCGAACAGUCAGGUACAUCUCCUUGUUUUUGUUCUUUCAUUUUGAGUUUUUUCUAUAAACUGAAGCUAAUCUCCAGUGGUGUGCUCUCGCAAGGAAACCCUGUGACCACUGAGAAUGUCCACUGCUUCUUCUUUUCCUUUUUUAUGAAUGAGUUUACACCCUGUGAACUGCUUUGACGUGAGCUGUCAGGAUUCUGCCGUGUUGGACCAAAGAAGCCCGCUGAAGGAAAUGUGGGCUGCUGAGAUUUAAAAACAUCCUUUUAGCAAGCCAUACGCACACACGCAAACAAACACGUUCUUUCUCUGUCCUUAUCUCAUCCCGUGCACACACAAUGUCACACACACACACACACACACACACACACACACACACACACACACUGCAGUCUGAGUAGCAUGAGGUUUACCCAGAUCAAAGGAUCCAUUUCAUAUCUCUCAGCAGAAGCACCAGACAAAAGCAAACAGGAUGAAAGUACAGACAUCUCCACUUGGCUAUCGUCUUCGUGUCUUUUUUGUUUUUUUUUUGUCCUUCUCAGAUGGUUGCGACUUCGCCAAAACCUGAUGUGAAAUACAAACGCAUUGGAUACGACAAAGCCAAGCUCUCGCUCCUGCAGGUGGCCCUGACAGCGAGCCAAAUCAAAGUGCAUCACAUUCAGGAGCAAAUACUCGUUUUUUGGUAUUCUUUUGAGACAAAGAGCUUUCAUACAAAACACUUUCCGUGAUGCCAACCAACUUUUUUUUCUUGUUUUGUUUGGUUUCUUUUCUGGAUCAGCCUGAAAUGGAGCUCAUUUUGCUACAGACUCGGCCACGUCGUGUAAUUAUUGUGGUUAAUUUCUGAGAUUUUAAUAAUAGAUUUAUUUAUUGACAUGUAUAUAUGGUGCGGUUGCCAUAAGCGCUAUGUGUGGCAAGACAGUUUUGCUGAUUUUGAUUUGCACACUUUCGAGCUUGUCCUUUUCUUCCCCUACACGUUUUUUGGUUUUUUUACGACCUCGGUUUCUCUCUCCUCUGUGGCGUCGGUACCAUCACUGUGCUGUGAAAUGUUUCCCUCUGCUGGACGACACACACACAAACACAGACAGAAACACACAGACACAAGAAUAAAGACCUGUUUUUACAGAGCACAUGUAUGUAUGUUGAAAGCACACACAUGCACAAUCACACUUACCCCCCUCCUGUACAUUCCUCCCCCCGAGUCCACUUUCUAACACUGAAACGUGUUUGUAAGAUACUGUACAAAGCUCUUUUUUUGUAUCGAGAGUGUGGUUUUUACAAAAGCAUCACCAGUGCAGAGAUUCGGGGGAAAAUCUUGAGUUAGUUAUGACGAUGGAGAACAUGUGUGGAAGUCGACUCGCUCUUAGUGUCGAACUACAGGAUCUGCCCACUGGACGGGACAAAGCUGGAGUGUGUUCAUGAGUUUAUGAACUUGAGGCCUUUUCAGAUUUGAAUCCUCAUAUUAGCACAAAAUACAAGAAGCGAAUACAAUGUACCUCUUUAUGUUGUCUAAUCUCUAGUUAUCAUGCUGGUGUAAGGCGAGCUAAUAAAACACAACAUGGAUGUUAAAGCAGCUGAUCAAACUCAACGACAUACUAUCAUUGUCGUAAAUGCAGAAUAAAAUGCACAGUUGGAUGAUAAUUCUUUCAUCGCUACCAGGGUGUGGUCACACUGGUAGUUUCAUUCUGUUGGUCUGGAUUAAUGCAGAAAUGAUACAUUUUAGUCCUGUUUUGUCCAUUCUGGCAUUUUCAACAUCAACCUAAAAGAUACCAAACAGCUUAUGGAUACGGUCACAGUUUUUGCAUAUGUGAUGGUAUUUUAACGUACUAAGAACUUCUAAAGCAGGGAUGUCAAACUCAUCUUAGUUCAGGGGCCACAUUCAGCCCAGUUUGAUCUCAAGUGACCAGUAAAAUCACAGCAUAAUAACCUAUAAAUAUCCAUAACGCCACAUGUUUCCUUUGUUUUAGUGCAAAAAAGUGCAUUCUGAAAAUAUUCGCAUUUAAGUGUCUACAAAGACACAAAAUAUUUAGUGAUCUGAAACUGAGCGAUACAGUAGUUUACGUUAUGAUUAAAAUGACAAAAAACAAAAAGACAAAAUAUUACAAAAAUUAGAUGCAAAGCAACAAAAAUGAGACAAAUGACAAGAAUCAAAACAAAAACAGACAAAACAUUAGACAAAAAAGGUUACAAAAUGACAAAAAAAAUGGACAAAUGACAAAAAUGAGACAAAAAAUUACAAAAAAGGCACAAAACGAAAAAGUAGACAAAAAAACAAACGAGACAAAAAGGAAACACAAAACAACACAAACGAGAAACAAAACAACAAAUAAAGCAAAACACAAAGUGACAAAAAUAAGACAAAAAACAAGCGAGACAAAAAGGAAACACAAAACGACAAAAAUGAGAAAACAAAAACAUGAGACAAACGACAAAAAUCAGACAAAAAAACAACAAACAAGACAAAAUAUUACAAAAAUGAGACCCGAAGUGACAAAAGAACAAUGAGCAAUCUAGUAUUUUACUUUAUGAUCAAAACAACUUGUCAUGAUCUAGAACUACUUAUGAAUUUAUAGUUUUACAAGUUUACAAUCCACAGUUAAUGUUGUUUCUGUAAUUUUUACACUUUACAAAUUCGUCCAAAACCGGCCCUCCAGAGGAUUGAUUCCGGCCCGCAGGCUGCAUGUUUGUCACCCCUGUUCUAAAGUGUAUGAAUGAGUCAAAACAGUGGCAGGAAUUCCUUCAUUGCAACAACAAAUGAAGACAUUCUGUCAGAAAACAUCCAUUCUGGUGCUAGUGCUGACUGGAAUGGGCACUAUAACUUUUAUUUCUAGAAAAAAACCAACAUGCUUGAGUAUUCUGUCCAGUUUUUGGUCCGUUUAGAGGUAUUAGGGUAAACACCUCCUUCAGGUUCCAGUCGAACUGCACCAGAGUUGAUUUAGAAACAAAGAUCCAUCUGUUCAGGGGGUUGGAUGGCAGCAUUCACACAAACACAGCGAUCACAUCAGAGUUCACUUUAAUCAAACUGAAGUUGCCAAGUGUGAACACACCCUUAGUAUCCACUGCUCAUGUAAAUACACCAAUUAAUGCAGUUUAUGGACCAAAAAAAUACGUGGUUUUGGAGUCCCAAAGAUUUAAAAGAUAAUUUUUUUUAAGGCUUAUGCUUACAAAUUUUAAAAACAGAUUUUUUUUUUUUUUUUUAAAGUGGAUUUGAGUUAAAUUUUCCGGCAGCAAAUUGGUUAAUAGGCAACAAUUUGGGAAACUUGCUACAACUUAAGCCCCGGCAACCCUACAAAGUGUGUUAGUGACCAGAAAAAAUCAAACAAAGCUGCUUUAAUAACCAUGUUGUGUGUUUCUUAGCUUUUUCAUUGUGUUAGCUUCAUUGACUCAGACAAAAUAAGGCAAGUCUGUUGGCUAGAUAGCAAAAAAUCUGAGCAUUUUGUUUUCACAUUAAAAAAAAAAUUUCUUUUGGAACUUCCUAAAAAUCUAUGAGCCAAGUUUAUGUUUUUAACGCAACUUCUACCAAGCCAAGGCCCUGUCCAUUAUGAUCAUAUGUGCUGAAUCCACCCGUCUAUAUUCAUCCAAUGCUGUUAGACUCCAUCAUCGCACAUUUUAUGACUCGUGAGAAGAUUGACUUCUCUGGUAGAGGAAACAACAAUCAUAAAAAUGUCGACAUUCUGAUGUCUCAGGGCUUCAGGACUGCAAACGCCACAAAGUUGUGAAGUUGUCAGACGUGUGACCUUUGCUGCAUGACGCCCCUUUGUUUCCUCAUUAAUGCCCCAAUAAAUCAGAAAUGCCUUAAUGAAAAAAAUAUAAUAGAAGUACAUUAAACAAAAAUGACAGCCUGUAAUGCUAAUUGCGAGUGCGAGCUUCUCAUUUGUGCAAAAACCUCAGUGUGUCUUCAUGCAGUCAGGAUGUGGCUCAGUGUGUGAGCGCUGCAUCGGCACAAGAAGCAAAACACAGAAGGACUGAACACCAAAAGUAAAACCAUCCUCCAGUGAAGAGGCAGAUUCUCCUCUGGUUCAGCACCAACAGCUUUCCCUCUGCUGUAAAGUCUUUAGUAAGUCGUGUUUCGAAUCAAAGAACAAACACAGCCGCGAUUGACUGACGUGUGAAUAAAAAGCACCGGUUUCCUUCAGAUCUGCAACUCUGAGGGAGGACCACGUUUCCUUUGAUCCUGUUGCAGCAAAAACCCCUCUGUUUUGUAAAGAUUUGUGUGAUGAGAACAAUAAAUGGAUAUUGCAAUAAGAAAAAGC